GCUUUUGGAACAAUGAUCUGAAAAACAUGGGCUAUAUUUCAAUGAGUUUCCCUGUUUUUCUAAUUAAAGCAACAUAAGCAAAAUGAGAGAAUCUUAAAUAACGUGCUUUUUACUCUAGGCAUAAAACAUCCUACUAAAAUCGGAGCACAAUAAAGCGUAGCAGUUGUGUUUGUAUUGUUCUGCGAAAAUCAGCGGAAAAGUUACUAGUAAGUGACAAACAUUAAACUACAGAAUUAACGUACAGAUUGAUGUGGUAAACUUUAUUCCUACAAGCCACGCCUAUUCUGAAUAUCGACCAAUGGAAAACAGGAGUUUCUGUACGGAUUGACGAAUCAGCAUAUCGGAUGCGGGCAUUUCCUGGUCCCUUAUUUGGGAUUGGGUCAUAGCACCAUCUGUGGGCCGCCAUUAUGGUUUCAGAAGUAAAAUUUUGUUGAGGUGUUUUUUGGCCAGAAGGGGAGCAUCGAGAUCCAGAUAAGGAAUAUACGGAUCAUUCCCUCUUCGCUUUCUCCUGGCAAAUCGGGAUGAGACGGAUGGGCACUGCAGGGUUAACAGAGUAAAACUUUUAAGUGGCUUUUUGAUCCAGCUAGCCGUGCAGCUGGCUGGGUUGACGGCUGCGGCGGUGAGAAACAAGGGCAUGGAGAGCAGCGCUGAUGUAAGCAGGUCAGAAGAGGAGAGAAAGAAGAAGAAACGUCACAAUAUCAGUCGGUACCCGUGUAGAAGGAUCGUGAAAGGCCAUGCUUGCUCUUAGAUAUGCCUAACUGCCGACGAACCGUCAUGACAUGCCGUUUUACAUUAGUGAGGUAGCACUAUAUUGUAGACCAGCUAUCCAGACAAGGAGGGCAUCAUCCAAGAGCACUGUGCUUCGGGCAAGCAGAAUGUAUAUAUAUCAGCUGCUUAGGACAGGAUGCUGAUCGUUGCUUAGAUUCGUAAAUAAUCGUUUCAAAUGUAUACGUGUCUCUAACCUGAGAUAUUUACUUGUUCAGCUUUUCAGUGAAUGCCCUGACACAUCGACCUGGAGCUCGUUUCUCGAGUGUAUUUUAAUAGGAAGCAAAGCCCAACCCCCCCGACCAGCUCUUCAACUAAAAUAACAUUUUUUUUUUUAUUGUCAAAGAGGACUGUACAGGCAGUCGGCUAGCUGCCUGAAAAUUUGGGUCGGAGAAUCGCCGAAGGACAGACGUCUCUAUUUUUUUAAAAAUAUAUAAAUACAAUUACAAUUCAGAUAAACACGUAUCGAUUAUUUUCGCGGGAUUCGUCCAGGACCGAGGCGUGUCGAUCUGAUUCCCUGGUCACUCCGGCUGUCGGACCCCAGACACGAGGGUGAUCAAACCGGAAAGUGUGGCUGCGGUUGUGUCCUAGUGGACCUCAGGAUCGGGGGCGUGGGGGCCUCAGACAAGCCACUGGUGGUUAAAGUGUUUGGAUACUGAGGCUGUGAGUGUGAGCUGCGAGUGUGUGCCUGAGGGCACUGUUGCAGUAAAGGAGGCAGCAACUGAAACCUGCCCCGGUGUCCAGCGAGCGGGACUCGACUGGCUGGUGGGCGUGGCCGGCGGGCUGGCUCCUCCCCCACCCGGCAGCAGCGUGCGCUCCCAGCCACCCGCCUGCGCCUCGCGCUCGCCCAGCCUGCGUGCCCGAGCCCAUGCCCCCGGCAGUGCGCGGCCCAACGCCAUGUGCCCCCCGCACGGCGUGGAAGCGGGCAAGCAUGGCACGGGCCAGGGCCAGGGGCGGGACCAGGGCGGCUGCGGUGGCACGGGCGUCCCGCUGGAGCCCUUUGUCCACCAGGUGGGCGGCCACACCAGCAUGAUGCGCUACGAUGACCACACCGUGUGCAAGCCGCUCAUCGCCCGCGAGCAGCGCUUCUACGAGUCACUGCCUCCCGAGAUGAAGGAGUUCACCCCCGAGUUUAAGGGCGUGGUGCUGGUGUGCUUUGAGAACGACAUCGAUGGGUACAUCAACCUGGUGGCCUACCCCUACGUGGAAAGCGAGGGCCUGGAGCAUGAGGAGCCGGCCGAGAGGGACCAGCCCCGCAGGAAGCACUCUCGCCGCAGCCUGCACCGCUCCAACAGCGAGCACCGCGACGAGCACCCAGCCCACGAGGGUGACAGCGCUGAGAGCCCCCGUCUGGAGCUGAAGAUCCACUCGGAUGUGCCCUUCCAGAUGCUGGACGGCAACAGCGGCCUGAGCUCCGAGAAGAUCAGCCACAACCCCUGGAGCCUGCGGUGCCACAAGCAGCAGCUGAGUCGCAUGCGAUCCGAGUCCAAGGACAGGAAGCUGUACAAGUUCCUGCUGCUGGAGAACGUGGUGCACCGCUUCAGCUGCCCCUGCAUCCUGGACCUGAAGAUGGGCACGCGGCAGCAUGGCGACGACGCCACCGAGGAGAAGGCCGCCCGCCAGAUGAAGAAGUGUCAGCAGAGCACGUCGGCCACACUGGGUGUGCGCGUCUGUGGUAUGCAGGUGUACCAGGUGGACACAGGACACUACCUGUGCAGGAAUAAGUACUACGGCCGGGGGUUGUCCAUCGAUGGCUUCCGUCAGGCGCUCUACCAGUUCAUGCACAACGGGCUGCAGCUGCGGGUGGACCUGUUUGAGCCCAUCUUGGGCAAGCUGCGCAGCCUGAAGGCCGUUCUCGAGCGACAGGCCUCCUACCGCUUCUACUCCAGCUCAUUGCUCAUCAUCUACGAGGGCAAGGAGGCUGAGGCGGGUCCCCGGCAGGUGUCGUGUGACGGGGCCUCCGAGAGGGACACGGUCCCGCUGGGCCCAGCAGCUCCAGAACCAUCCCUGUCCCUGGGGAUCCCCACACCAAGUGUGGACGUGCGCAUGAUCGACUUUGCACACAGCACCUUCAAAGGUUUCCGUGAUGACCAGACCGUACACGAUGGGCCCGAUAAAGGCUAUGUUUUUGGACUGGAGAAUCUGAUCACGAUUCUGGAGAGUAUCCGGGAGGAGAACCAGUAGCUACGGUGCGCUGGACGAGGACAGCCUCUCGUCAAUCUCCUCUACCAGAGCUCGACCCCACCUACCUACCUUAAAAAGAAAAAACAGAAAACAAUGAUCAGGAUCAUACUGGAGAAACAACACUGUUCUCAGUGCCAUGGUAACGAACGCUUAGGGUUGCCAGAACCCUUGUUACCCCACACUGGAGAGCUUUGAGGAAAUGGCGAUCAUAGUAUGGUAGGAUCUGCUUAAUCCAGUCAUCGGCAUGAAUGCCGCUGCCAUCCCCUUGAAAGUAAGCAGUGUUGGGCAGUUCUCGUGGGUUUGUCGCCACUGUGUGGCCGUUUGGAGCAUUGCACCGAAAACCAGAGACAACGCUUGCAUCUAAGGGCAGGUUCAGGGUCGUGCCCUGCCGUUCCACUGUGGGGUCACUACAAGGAGAUGCGUGCAUUUAGGACAUGUGGGUAGUGCUCAGGGGAUGGCCCCUCAGAUACUGCUCAGAAGGAUAAUUCUGUUAGGCCAUUAGGCCUGGUGGAAAUGUUUUUGGAAGCUAUAUAAUAACAGGAGUUAUUUAAUCUUUAUUAUUAGAAGGGGAGAGAAUAUUUCAUUUUAAAUAUCACAGCUUUAUGUACAUCUGAUAUAUAGCUGGUCAGUUUUUUCCCCUAUAAGCUUCUAGUCAGUAAAUUCACUUUCAUUUGUUUUUCCAUCCUGUUCAAGAUUCAUACCAAGCUAAUGAUUUCACUGUAUCCCUUAGCUGUCUGACUUUGCCCCUCAGCUUACAGAAGGCCAGGCAAUCUAAGGGCUGCCACUUCGCAGCCCUGACUUCUUUUUUUUUAAGGGUGUGUGCAUUUGUGUGUGUGUGUGUGUGUGUGUGUGUCUGUCUGUCUGUCUGUCUGUCUGUCUGUCUGUCUGUCUGUCUUAGAAACUUUCCUCCAUUCAGGUUGGUUUGCGAUCCCAAAAGAAAAAGCCACCUUCUGACUUGCACUGUGGGAACCGGAUCAAGAACCUGUCAGAAGUGUGAUUCUUUCGUCUCGUUUUCUUCGUCCUGUUGUUCUUGACCUUUUUAGAGUUUGGGUCAAGGGUCAGAGCAAGAGAGAUUGCACUCGUAUACUGUGGACUGUGUUACUGUAUUCCUCCAUCAGCACAUGUAGCAAAAACAAACGAAAAAAACCAUGAAACAAAAGUGACAAGAUAUAACCAUACUUGACCUUUCUCUUGUUCUGCUCGUCCUGUCGCUCUCAGCACAGCCAGAGAUGGCAUCUUAAAAAAAAAAAAAAAAAAAAAAAAAAAAAAAGACUGUGGGUUAUCAUCUUAUGGGGUGAUUUUAUCCCUGCCGGUACCACGACACGUCACAGGACCUGACAUGUCCCUGAGUUCCCUGUGAGCCCAACGGUUUGGAUGCUGGUCCUGCAAGCACAUUUGAAAGCAAGCGUGUCACCAGGUGAUGAAAUCCCACCCCUACCUAUUAUGUCAUUUCUGUUCUGUACCUUGGUAUGUAGCUUAAGUGCUCAGAAAAUACAGCCCUGGUUACAUUGUGUUAUCGAGCAGUUCCUGCGUAUGGUCAAAGCCUGUUUGUGACAUCAUGACAAAUGGAGUAUUAUAUAUAUAUAAAAAAAUCCUUUGUAUUUGGUUUUAAUUGCAGUGAAUUUUGUGCACCUGUGGAGAAAAUACUGCUGUCCAGUGUCUUAGCAAACAAUCAUCCAGUCGCCCUCAACUUGAAUCGUUCACUUCCUCAGGUCACUCGUUACUGUGUCCAGUUGUGUGAUGAGUUUCUUGCAUCACUGGGUGUUCUGCAAUGUCUCCGUGCUCCCCUCUGCAGGCGUCAAGAUCUUCCAAUGUUCUAGAGUUUAUAGGCAUUCGACGAAGUCCCCAGUAAUUCAAUAGUGUGAAAUAAUAUCAAAGGUAUAAAUGUGAACAUCAGUCCACUUGGCACGGAAUACCUAGCGCCCCCCAGUUUGAAUUGCUCAAUGACCAAUUUCAGCUAAAGAGGUUGAGCGAAGGUAUAUUUAAGGACAGUGACAGAUAUUGGUUUACAAAGUGUCCUAAGAUGCUUAGUAACCCUAAGUGUUAAACGAUCUAUGAAAAUGCUUGAUUUUAACCUUUUUCUUUUAGGAAAGCAGUUGCCUUCACGUAAAGCCUAUAUAUUUAAAUCAGCAUUCAGUUUGCAAUAAAAUAAUCCCUAUUAUGUAUUUAAGAUUAGAAGGAUUCCUCACAUGAAGAAAAUAAACAGUAGAUUUCAAUAUCGGUAAAUGGUUUUGGUCUCCAGUAUGGCUCCCUGCUCUGUGGUGGAUGUUAGAUGUCAAUCUUUACAUAGAUGUGAGAAAUUAUUUGUAGAGUGUAUCUAUUACCCAAAAAUUUUAAGUAUCUCUUCUUGUUGCAUGAAUGGAUAUUUUUUUAAGAAGAAUUAUAUGACACCUUUGAAUGUGAACAUUAAAAUGUUUAUUUAAAAAAAA
Brienomyrus brachyistius is the source of this 5378-nucleotide messenger RNA. RefSeq names its product inositol hexakisphosphate kinase 1 (gene ip6k1). Gene Ontology annotation, biological process: phosphatidylinositol phosphate biosynthetic process; inositol phosphate biosynthetic process. Gene Ontology annotation, molecular function: inositol hexakisphosphate kinase activity. Bases 1663 to 2949 code for a protein of 428 amino acids. NCBI's taxonomy places the organism in Eukaryota, Metazoa, Chordata, Actinopteri, Osteoglossiformes, Mormyridae. The transcript is spliced from 7 exons. The record is from RefSeq and is a predicted model, not a curated record. Gene Ontology annotation, cellular component: cytoplasm; nucleus.